Molecule: messenger RNA, 2849 nt
Organism: Pyricularia grisea
Lineage: Eukaryota; Fungi; Ascomycota; Sordariomycetes; Magnaporthales; Pyriculariaceae
Exons: 2
Coding region: 434-2311 (625 amino acids)
Biological process (GO): replication-born double-strand break repair via sister chromatid exchange; synaptonemal complex assembly; mitotic sister chromatid cohesion
Cellular component (GO): synaptonemal complex; cohesin complex
Molecular function (GO): protein binding; chromatin binding
Source: RefSeq, a predicted model, not a curated record
CCCGAGACCUUUUCGAUCAAUCUCGCCCGUUUUCCAACCCAUCACCCCCUCUACCGUUUCCCCCCCGUUGGUUUGUGCGUCCUUUUCCCUCAUCAUCAUCCACAGCCGUCGCGUUUUUGUUGCUGCCGCGACUUGCUUGAGAAUCACUCUUUUAAAGUUGAAGGUUUUAAAACAUUGCUGCGCGCUGUUAGCACAACUGCGUCGCUUUGCGCCGUAGGUUUGGCGCUGCUGAUUCCCCAAAAAUCUUGCGCGACUCCAAAUCCUGGCACGGCAACAACAACAACAAAAAAACACGCGCCCUGUUUAUCGUGUACCUCCGGUCGCGACAACUUCCGCGUCCAUAGAUAUCACCAAACUCUUCUCAAUUCACCUCAUAUAUUGCCAACUCAUACUUUUUUUUCAGCAGUUUCAAUUCUACAUUGCAGCAUUCACCAUGUUUUAUUCAGAUACCCUGCUCCGGACCACGGGGCCACUGUCGCGGGUAUGGCUGGCGGCAAACAUGGAGCGCAAGCUCUCCAAAGCCCACAUCCUGCAGUCAAAUUUGCGGCACAGUGUUGAACAGAUCAUUCAACCCAGUGAAGAAGCUCCACUAGCUCUGCGAUUGAGUGGUCAAUUGCUCCUCGGUGUCGUGAGAAUCUACAGCCGCAAAGCCCGUUACUUGCUAGAAGAUUGCAAUGAAGCUUUGAUGAAGAUCAAGAUGGCUUUCCGCUCAUCGGGUAACAAUGACUUGCCGACCAAUUUGCAUCUACCCAACCGCGAAUCGCUUAUGCUUCAAGAUCGCAUCACACCGCAUGAUAAUCUUGAUGAUCUUCCCCCGGAGCCAACGAUCAACUUUGACGACUUUACGACGUCACAACAACUUGGACGCAAGGGGAGAGUCAGCAACCGCGAGAUUAACCUACAGGAAGACUUCAACAACAGCCAAUUUCUCCAGGAUGAGUCACGGAAUGAGCUCAACCUGAAGGUAGCCGACAUGGACGAGGACCUGGAGCUGGACUUUGGCUUGGACUUGGACAUGGAGGAAACCGUGGUGGAAGCUGGACGUGAUGCGCCGGCUGCCAGGGACGUGGAGGAUGACAUGAUCAGUGAGCUCGUUCCUUCCAAGGAACGAGACACGUCUUUGGGACUUGACUUUGGGGAUGACGAGCAAGUCCGCAUCGCCGAUGUGGAAGGCGAUAUUCCCAUGUUUGACGACGACAUGGAUUUCAACAUUGGCGAUGCGUCCGCCAUGCCUCAGGGCCUGAUGGAUGUUGCUCCCGAGCGCGCUCGCAUCUCAGAAUCCCCCCUUUCUGACAUUGACCCAGCAUUUGCGAACGAGAUGGAGAUGGAGUUCUCACGCACCAUGAACGGGGACAUGUACGAACCGGGCGACGAUACAGAAAGGACCAUCACCAUGAAGGCGCCGCAGCGGGCAAAGAAGCGACGUGCUAUUGUGCCGGACACUGAUACCAUGCUGACAAGCAACCAUAUCCGAGAUCAGCAAGCUCACCAUGACAACAUCUUGAAGCCGCAGACGUUCGUCCCCAACGAGCCUUACCUUCUUACCCUAUUGGACAUGCAAAAGAGUGGUGGCUUCGUUUCCAACGUCAUUCUAGAGUCGAGGAGUGAAGAGUGGGCUCCCGAGCUGAAGGGAUUGUUGUCGCUAGAGUCCAUCCGCCCCAUCAACGAUCUCAAGCGCAAGCGGGAUAGUGGAAUCGCAGAUAUGGGAAGCGGAGACGAGCAAGGGCAGUCCAAAUCCCCUCGUCUGGAGCUUGGUGACGAUGAUGAUCAGCUCAACCUUGGCCUUGACGACCCUGCGGACCAGACCGCCAGACCGGAAGGAACUGUUCUCGAGAUACCCGCAGACGAAGGCUUCGAACAGCAUGAUGACACUGGCUACGAAAACGUGACUGCGAUGCCCGCGUUUGACGACACGGUAGCACCGCAGACUCUCCCUGCCGACAGCGGACCAAUUUCUAUCGGUACCAAGCAUGCGGUCCAUAUUCUGCGUGAUCUGUUUGGGCCGGAUGCUGCCACUGAUGAUGAGAAGCGCAAGAACACAUCUGUUGUCUUCCAGGAGCUUCUCCCAGAGAGCAGGACGACAAAGGCAGAUGCGACCAAGAUGUUCUUUGAGUGCCUCGUUCUGGCUACCAAAGAUGCCAUCAAGGUCGAGCAGCCCGAGGGUGUGCUUGGUGGGCCCAUUCGCAUCCGUGGCAAGAGGGGACUGUGGGGAGCUUGGGCCGAGAGAGAGGCUGGUGGAGAGAUGGCAUCACAAGUCGACGAGCCUGAACCAGCAGUCACAAGCGCUCCUGUGGUAUCAGUCGAGGCAUAGUUGCGUUCAUCUGCUGUACAAGGUUUUUCUUUCUUUGGAGACUAGCAGCAAGUCUCGCUUCCGCUGUAUAUAUUGACAGGCAUGCCCUGUGGCUGUUCGGGUUCUUGAGGAGCGUUCUGGAGCUACUGUUAUUAAGGUGUUGGCUUGUGUUUUCUUCGUCCUUGUUCUUUUCUUGUCUUUGUGGGUGGUUUCCAUUUACUACUGUUUGCGUCACGCGACCAAGUGGCGUUCUGGCGUCUUUUGGACGAUUGAUUUUGAGUUUGGGGGAAAUACCACUUUGAUACUCCCUGGGAAAGGGGAUUAUUAGCAUUUGUGUUGGCUUGUUCAAAACCAUGGGGUGUAUCGGGGGUUUCUGGUUAAGGAAGCUCUUGGAGCUCGAAAGGCUGUUGUCUAGUUGACUUUCCUGGAUUAAGUAAGGCCUGACUGGACACGGUUAACGAGAAUUCUAGAUAGAAAGCAUUGUAGCAUACAAAAAGAGGCUCUUAGGUAGUCAGAGCCUUCAUCGCAUCUAAUAAGGCGAGGCUUUGGACAUUUAAGA